AUUAGAAUAAUAUUAAUCCCGUCACAGCGAAGAGGUGCCCCCAUCCCAUUCAGGUUUUUAUUGCCAUCUAGCAGUAGCGUUUUGUAAACGUUUAGACAUAACGGAACAUCCAUUGACUGUGGGUGGUGGAUACUUCUAUUCAUUCUUUUCCACAACAUUAUUGUCGUAAAAUAAUUCAAAUCAAAAUGUUGCUUAACGUUGUAUUGUUUUUUAUCGUAGAAAUUUUUCGUGUCUGGGAUGCGCAUCUGUCUGAAUAAACCGCGCAUCAGCGGCUCUCAACGCGCCCUCGACCGGCCGGUACCGCCGCGACGAAAUUUCCGCUACACUGACAUGACAACACACAAGUUAUUGUUAUUAUUGACAGACUGAUAAUGUGAGCUGAAAUCGGCCGUACGUGUUCUGUGCGUACUCGAGAGCGUGCCUGGUCGGUGAGCACGUCAACCCGAGCAUCGUGCCCGCUGUGAAGUCGCGGUGUUACGUUCGGGCUUCAUUCAGCAACGACGAGAUUUUCGCCGUCGAACUUGCCGUCAUGAGAAUGCAGGUUAUGUGAGCUCGCGGGGCGAGCGUAUGGAGUGAGCUCGUCCUCUCCCUUGCUCCGAGCCGCCGCUCGUAGAGGCGAGUGUUAGGAUACGCGCGAUGGGUCAGGGUACGGAAACGUGUGCCGACCGACCCACGGAGGUCAGCGUCAUCAGAUUCGUCUCGCGGAAUCGCACCAUUGAGGAGAUCGCACCGAAAAAGGAAGUAUAUACUUGUAAACAACGAGGUUGUGGAAAGGUGUUCACUAAUCAAGAUGAAUAUAAAACGCACGAAGCGCUAGAAGCUUUGAAGAUUCGAUUUAUUUGUCGUGAACCAGGUUGUGGAGAGGAAUUAUCAGAUCCGGGUAGUAUGUGGCGACAUUAUCAAGAAUGGCACAACAAUGAAACAAAUGUUUUUGCCUGCCCUUACACUAAUUGCGGAUCUUUACACGCCACUAGCAGUAAUCUGGAGGAUCACAUUGAGAGUUGUCACAGACAACCGCCUACACUGCCAAUGGAGCCUGAGAUAAUCUGUUUUGAAGGCCCAGAGAAUGCGAUAAGUGAGGAAGUUAUGCAAAAGACUGACGAGGGAUGCUACGAACAACUGCCAAGUGAAAACUUCACUUUGAAGGAAGAAUACGGAAGUAAAGACGAGAGUUGUCACAUUAAAACUGAAAUAAAAAUUCAAACAAAAAGCGAAUUUUGCCACGAGAAUAAAAUUGCGGUCGCUGCAAACAGCGAAGAAUACUCGAAUGAGUCUUUAAAUGGUAUUAAUAAGUUUCCUAAGAGUGAAGAAUUUAUAAUUAAGGAUAAUUUCUUACGGAAGUACGAUGGUGGUGCAGCAAAAUGCGAGGAAAUUCUUCAAGUGGAAUGUUCGCAAGAUAAGAGUAAUGUCGUCUACAUAAACGGUGAUGUGACCAUUACGAAAAACAUGAAAACGGAGAUGUGCAAUUUAAAUCUACGGAAUCAAGAGCAUAGAAUAGAUUUAGGAAAUUUGGAACGAGUUUUCCGAAGCGGUCUCGAGAACUCCUCCAAGUCCAUUGAGGAUAGCUCGAUAGAGACCAAUAGCAAUUGUUCAGACGAUGAGGAGUACACCCCAAAGAAACAACGCAUGUCUAGGUACAAACAGGAUACGUAUAAAUGCGACAUUAAUGGUUGCGGGAAGAAGUACAAAUACAUAUCGCACUAUCGUCAUCAUCAAGACAGUCACAAAUUAGUCACGAAUACAAUUAAUUCCAAUACCGGUAAACAAAUGCCAAAGGUGAAGCAAGGAAGGGCGUCGACCGUCAGCUUCUUCAUAUGCAAGACGCCUGGAUGUGGCGCACAAGUGAAUAACGUAAAUGCCCUGUGGAAGCACUAUCAGGACAAUCACGCUAAUUCCAAGCCGCCAGUUGUACAAACUACCAAGAACAAUGAAGUGUUUCGGUAAAGCAUUCUGUAAACCGAUGGUUGCAAAGUUAUUUGUAAAAUUCGUUAAAAUAAUCCUUUAUUACGAAGCUCGCGUUCUGUAGCGUAAAUAAUAAUAAGCCGACAUUUCAAAUGUAAAGUACCGAGAUGCGACGUAGAAUUUAAUACGAUGUUAAUAUUGUGCAAGCAUUUUGCUGAAGUUCAUUUUGAUAGUUCCAUCGGCAGCGCGAACGGAAAGACUGGCAACAAGGAUUUCAUUUUACCGAGGUGUUCCAAGAAAACGUUAUUGCCCAGCAGGCAAAUUUUAAGACUGACUUCAAAGCCAAGCGUAAUAUUAACUUGAACAAUUACGCCGAAAGUGGUGGCGAAUACACCAUUCACAUUGCUAAGCAAGAAUUUUCGGAAUUGACUUGAAUCUCAUGGAGAUCUUGAUUACGACGCUAAAAUAGUUAAAAGAAAGAAAAGAGAGAAAUACGACACAGUAUUUCAGAGUAUUUUACAAAGGUUAUUUUAUCUAGAGAGAAUUUUACGCGAACAAAUCGCUUUAAAGCUUGUGUGUUUGGUCUGUAAUUGAACGCUGUUGAUUAUGGUAGAAUAUCUUAAAGUAGCUGUAAGUUUGACUUGAACUUUGUGAAAUACUCUGACAUUUUGGUCAAGUAAAUCUCGUCGAUAUUUAAGAGAAUUAAUCGAACUGUUCGGUGUAUGCUGCGACGAGACAACCAGCAGUUCGACUGAAUAUAGUGUUCAGUCCAAAGUAUACAUACAUACAUACAUAUAUCAUUCUACACGAAUAUAAGUUUCUUGUAAUUAUAAAUAAGAAGCUAAGUCCGUUGCAGCGAUUCACAUCUGUAAUAACAAGACUUCUAAAUCUCUUUCUGUACUGAUUUUUGCUAUUUUAUAUUAUAUCAUUUUUAUGUAACUUAUAUUCGAUAUAUAUA
Molecule: messenger RNA, 2860 nt
Organism: Linepithema humile (Argentine ant)
Lineage: Eukaryota; Metazoa; Arthropoda; Insecta; Hymenoptera; Formicidae
Source: RefSeq, a predicted model, not a curated record